Molecule: messenger RNA, 1411 nt
Organism: Callorhinchus milii (elephant shark)
Lineage: Eukaryota; Metazoa; Chordata; Chondrichthyes; Chimaeriformes; Callorhinchidae
Gene: snf8
Product: SNF8 subunit of ESCRT-II
Exons: 8
Coding region: 30-806 (258 amino acids)
Biological process (GO): protein transport to vacuole involved in ubiquitin-dependent protein catabolic process via the multivesicular body sorting pathway
Cellular component (GO): ESCRT II complex
Source: RefSeq, a predicted model, not a curated record
CCUCUCCCUCUCCCUCUCUGUCCUGAGAGAUGCACCGCCGAGGGGUGGGAGCGGGAGCCAUCGCCAAAAAGAAACUCACUGAAGCAAGGUACAAAGAGAGAGGAACGGAGUUGGCUGAGGAUCAGCUGAUUCAGAUGUCAAAGCAGCUGGAGAUGUUCAAGACCCACCUGGAGGAGUUUGCCAGGAAACACAAGCAGGAGAUUCGCAAAAGCUCGCAGUUUCGGGUUCAGUUCCAGGAUAUGUGUGCGACGAUCGGAGUGGAUCCUUUAGCAUCCGGCAAAGGAUUUUGGUCUGAAAUGCUAGGAGUUGGAGAUUUUUACUACGAGCUGGGAGUGCAAAUCAUUGAGGUCUGUCUGGCUUUGAAGCACAGAAAUGGAGGGCUGAUUACACUGGAGGAGCUGCACCAGCGGGUGCUGAAAGGACGAGGGAAGCUGGCGCAGGACGUGAGCCAGGAUGACCUGAUCCGAGCGAUCAAGAAGCUGAAAGCCUUGGGCAACGGGUUCAGCAUGAUUCCGGUUGGAGGCACGUACCUGGUGCAGUCGGUCCCUGCUGAGCUGAACAUGGAUCACACUGUGGUCCUGCAGAUAGCGGAGAAAAAUGGAUAUGUGACGGUCAGUGAAAUCAAAGCGAGCCUGAAGUGGGAGACUGAGCGAGCUAACCACGUGCUGGAACACCUGUUGAAGGAAGGUCUGGCCUGGAUCGACAGACAAUCCUCUGAGGAGCCCCAGUAUUGGCUGCCGGCUCUGUUUUCGGAACUUUAUUCCCGGGAUGUCUCUCCGGAAGAGGUUGACGAAAGAUCGCCAUGAUAAUACCCCUCUUCCUACCAGGGGAGAGGGGGCUUUCUGUGUUCUAUUCCAGACCCAGGGUAAUUUCCGGGUGUUGGUGGAUACUCUUUAAACACGGUGAUGGGUUUCUGUACGUAUCAGACACUUGUCAGCCAUUGCAGUUCUGGUAUCUGAAUAUUCAAAGUAUUGUAAAACCGCAAGAGAAUUCCGAACUUGAAGUAUUUUUUGACCUGUGUUGUUUGUGAGGGAACUUUUUACCGUCACUGGUCUCAGGUGGCAAGUCAUCACCGCUCCGCAUUUCAAACAGCUUGUGCCCAGGGACAGCGAUCGGUGAACUGGUGACGGGGUUAGAACGGGUUAGAGAGAGACUGGGGAGGGGGGGGCAAAAGUUGCCUGACAUUCGCAUUGAGAAGCGGUGGUCAGGUGCUAUUUCACUCCAGUUUGGGGGACAGUCAUUGAAUCGGGAAUAUAUCGACGUGGGUCGGUUAACAAAUUGAGCGCAGUUGCAUUUAGAAUCGAAAAGGGAUGAUGAUGGAGGGUGUUGUAGCACACGAUGAGGGUGUCGCUCGCCUGACAUGACCUGCAAUUCAUUUUCAGUUCAAUUACAAAUCCUAGAGGCCGAGAGA